Molecule: messenger RNA, 1436 nt
Organism: Aplysia californica (California sea hare)
Lineage: Eukaryota; Metazoa; Mollusca; Gastropoda; Aplysiida; Aplysiidae
Product: zinc finger CCCH-type with G patch domain-containing protein
Biological process (GO): regulation of transcription by RNA polymerase II; negative regulation of DNA-templated transcription
Cellular component (GO): nucleus
Molecular function (GO): metal ion binding; DNA-binding transcription factor activity, RNA polymerase II-specific; RNA polymerase II cis-regulatory region sequence-specific DNA binding
Source: RefSeq, a predicted model, not a curated record
ACGAAAGAAGAAAGUUGUUUCCGGCUAUGCUCUCGUCUAUUGGACGGACAAUAACAAUUUGCUGAUACUAGAAUCCGUAGGGGGAAUACGAUAAGAUAACGGGGCAAAAUGAAUGAAGACGAAGAAACAAAACAGGAGGCUUCACUGGAAUUAUACAAAGCGCAGGUGUCACAGGUCAGUCAGGCUAUUCAAGCAGCUGGAGAGUCUCCGGACCUUAUCCAGCUCAGGACUGAUCUUCAAGAACUCAUUAAACUCACUGAAGACAGUUUGCUGGAGCUCAAGAAGGCAAAACUGCUCCAGUCUGUCGGGGUGCCAGAGUCUGGUGGAGGAGCUGCCCAAGGAGCAGAGUCUACCAUUGAUGACGAAUACGCAGCAUUUCAGGCUGCCCUGGCUGACGACGUGCAGUCUCCUGGCCCAUCCUCUAGGCAACAACAGGUUCUUUCAGCAUCGACGUCAAAAGAGAAACAUCAAGACUUUGGUGAUAAUAAUGAUGAUGAUAAUGAUUAUUAUGAUGAUGAGAGGGAGGAGGAACGGGAAAUCGGCCCCGCUGAUGUCUACCUGUCCAGUUUGAUAGGGACAAAAUGUAGAGCUCCCUUUUCCCACGACUGGGGUGGUCUGCACUACGGAAACGCCAUGAUAUUAUCGGCAGACGCUCCAUCUAACGAAGACGCUGUUGCUGAUCAUAAGGUGAGGGUUGUGUUUGUGAAUCCCGUCCAUCUGUCGCUGGUUCCCUGUAAAUACUUCAUGGAGGGAAAUUGUCGCUUCGGGGAUGACGAAUGCCGGUUCUCCCACGGUCACCCAGUGCCUGUUAGUGAACUUCAAGCUUACGUUGAGCCUGAUCACAGCAAACUGUGUGAGGGCUGCCGCUGCCUGGCCAAAUCGUCUGAUGAGGUGUGGUACCCGGGCGUUGUGGUAGAAACUUGCGGCUCUGACCACUUCCUCAUGGUCAAGUUUGAUUCGGGCAAGGAGGAGCAGGCUGUGCCCGUGGAGAACGUCAUACCUAUAGAAGAUGAAGAUGAAAGUGAUAGUGAUGAUGAGGACGGGGAUAAGACAAAUGCUGAUCAGAAACCGUUGACGGAGAACGAUGGCGAUGAAGAAGAUGAAGAAGAGGAGAUAGAAAUGCCCGUGUAUUUAUGGAAACCACUCCAAACAACGGAAAAACUUGGUGCCUGGGAAGCACAUACAAAGGUAAAUCGCUGGAUAAGAUCAUGGAACUGAAGGAAAUGUCCGGCAAUGCUGACCUGUUCAACGCCAUGAAGAAACUGGAGAAGCGACAGAAGAUUAUGGAGAAGAAGCAGGAGGCGCAGGAGAAGAGAGGGAAGCAGCGAGAGAAGUUGGGCGUGUUCGGAUUCCUCAACCACAGACUGGCGGCGGGGGAGAAGGGUGAGUACCUGGCCAGUAGGCUCGUGACCACUCAAGGGUUGUCUCAGAACUAA